GGCUGAGAUCGGCAGGUGUCUGGAGCAGGCUGCAUUUUCUUAAAACAGAAAAGCCACCGAGGCGCCUCUUCCAGGCCGGCUGACACGCCUGCCUUUUCUCCCCUGCCGCCUGCAUUCGCAACCGAACCUGACCCGCCCGCUUCACCCGAACUUCCAUACUGUUGUGUUUUCCCUCCAGCCCCAGCGGAUUGGAUGGACUCCGAAGGCGGGUCCGCCUCUUUCCUACUUGCUGGUUGGCGAAGCUGACCUCCAAGGGCGGUGCCGCGCCGGGGCCAGUUUGCUCCUGGGAUUGGCUGGUGCGGUGGUUCCGCCGAGGUGUGGUAGGAAGUGGUAGACGUCAAUCACGAGGGAGACUCCAAACAGUGAGCCUGGAGCUGUAGAACAGCGUUUACCGGCGGAGCGGCCGGUCUUAUGAAUGACACGAUGGCUACAGAUUCUCCUAGGAGACCCAGUCGUUGUACUGGUGGAGUUGUGGUUCGCCCUCAGGCUGUCACGGAGCAGUCCUACAUGGAGAGUGUCGUGACUUUUCUGCAGGAUGUUGUUCCACAGGCUUACAGCGGGACUCCCCUAACAGAAGAGAAGGAGAAGAUAGUCUGGGUCAGAUUUGAGAACGCAGAUCUGAACGAUACAUCACGGAAUCUAGAAUUUCAUGAACUGCAUAGCACUGGAAAUGAGCCCCCUCUGCUGGUUAUGAUCGGCUACAGUGACGGCAUGCAAGUCUGGGGCAUCCCUAUCAGCGGGGAAGCUCAGGAACUCUUCUCUGUUCGACAUGGCCCAGUCCGAGCAGCUAGAAUCUUGCCUGCUCCACAGUUGGGUACUCAAAAGUGUGAUAACUUUGCUGAGAAAAGACCUCUUCUUGGUGUUUGUAAGAGCAUUGGAUCUUCAGGGACAACACCACCGUACUGCUGUGUGGAUCUGUAUUCACUGCGUACUGGGGAAAUGGUGAAGUCUAUUCAGUUUAAAACACCCAUUUAUGAUCUUCAUUGUAAUAAGCGGAUCCUCGUCGUAGUCUUGCAGGAGAAAAUCGCUGCCUUUGAUAGCUGUACUUUCACAAAAAAAUUUUUUGUCACAAGUUGUUAUCCUUGUCCUGGGCCAAACAUGAAUCCCAUUGCUCUUGGGAGCCGCUGGCUUGCUUACGCAGAAAACAAGCUGAUUCGAUGUCAUCAGUCCCGUGGUGGAGCCUGUGGAGACAACAUUCAGUCAUACACUGCCACAGUCAUUAGUGCUGCUAAAACAUUGAAAAGUGGUCUGACGAUGGUUGGGAAGGUGGUGACUCAGCUGACAGGCACACUGCCCUCAGGGGUGACAGAAGAUGAUGUUGCCGUCCACAGCAACUCCAGACGGAGCCCCUUGGUGCCAGGCAUCAUCACCGUCAUAGACACUGAGACAGUUGGAGAGGGCCAGGUGCUUGUGAGUGAGGACUCAGACAGUGAUGGCAUUGUGGCCCACUUCCCUGCCCACGAGAAGCCCGUGUGCUGUAUGGCUUUUAAUACUAGUGGAAUGCUUUUAGUCACAACAGACACUCUUGGCCAUGACUUUCAUGUCUUCCAAAUUCUGACUCACCCUUGGUCAUCCUCACAAAGUGCUGUCCAUCAUCUGUAUACUCUUCACAGGGGAGAAACGGAAGCCAAAGUUCAGGACAUCUGUUUCAGCCAUGAUUGUCGCUGGGUGGUGGUCAGUACCCUCCGGGGUACUUCGCACGUUUUCCCCAUCAACCCUUAUGGUGGCCAGCCUUGUGUCCGCACACACAUGUCACCACGAGUAGUGAAUCGCAUGAGCCGUUUCCAGAAAAGUGCUGGGCUGGAAGAGAUUGAGCAAGAACUGACAUCUAAGCAAGGCGGCCGCUGUAGUCCUGUUCCGGGCUUAUCCAGCAGCCCUUCCGGCUCCCCUCUGCAUGGGAAGCUGAACAGCCAAGACUCUUACAAUAACUUCACCAACAACAACCCUGGCAACCCCCGGCUCUCCCCACUCCCCAGCCUGAUGGUAGUCACGCCUCUUGCACAAAUCAAACAGCCAAUGACCUUGGGGACCAUCACCAAACGAACAGGGCCUUAUCUCUUUGGAGCGGGGUGUUUUUCCAUAAAAGCUCCAUGCAAAGUUAAACCACCUCCACAAAUUUCCCCGAGCAAAUCGAUGGGCGGCGAGUUUUGUGUAGCGGCAGUGUUUGGGACCUCCAGGUCGUGGUUUGCCAACAACGCAGGUCUGAAACGUGAAAAAGAUCAGUCCAAACAAGUUGUAGUUGAAUCUCUUUACAUCAUCAGUUGCUACGGGACCUUAGUGGAGCACAUGAUUGAGCCCCGGCCGCUCAGUACUGCUCCCAAGAUAAGUGAUGACACACCACUGGAGAUGAUGACGUCACCCCGUGCCAGCUGGACACUCGUUAGAACGCCUCAGUGGAACGAACUGCAGCCACCAUUUAAUGCGAAUCACCCUCUGCUCCUGGCGGCAGAAGCGGUGCACUAUUACCAGCUCCUGCUCGCUGGCUCGCUUCCCCCUGGAAGUCCUGGCCCCAUUACUCGACAUGGGUCCUAUGACAGUUUAGCCUCCGACCAUAGUGGACAGGAAGAUGAAGAAUGGCUUUCCCAGGUUGAAAUUGUGACACACACUGGACCCCACAGACGCCUGUGGAUGGGUCCCCAGUUCCAAUUUAAAACCAUCCACCCCUCAGGCCAGACUACGGUCAUAUCAUCUAGUUCGUCUGUGUUGCAAUCUCACGGUCCUAGCGACACACCACAGCCACUCUUGGAUUUUGAUACAGAUGAUCUAGAUCUCAACAGUCUCAGGAUCCAGCCGGUCCGCUCUGACCCAGUCAGCAUGCCAGGGUCAUCUCGUCCAGUCUCUGAUCGAAGGGGAGUUUCCACAGUGAUUGAUGCUGCCUCAGGUACCUUUGACCGGAGCGUGACCCUGCUGGAAGUGUGUGGGAGCUGGCCUGAGGGCUUCGGGCUGCGGCACAUGUCGUCCGUGGAGCACACAGAGGAAGGCCUUCGGGAACGGCUCGCAGAUGCCAUGGCCGAGUCACCAAGCCGAGAUGUCGUAGGAUCCGGAACAGACACAGCUCUUGACGUAGCAGUCAAAAACAGCACCCCCGAGAGACACAUGGCUAUGAAGUGUUUGGAACUUCAGCGAGAGGGAAGCAUCGAGACUCUGAGUAACAGCUCAGGCUCCACCAGUGGCAGCAUCCCUAGAAACUUCGAUGGCUACCGAUCUCCGCUCCCCACCAACGAGAGCCAGCCACUCAGCCUCUUCCCCACCGGCUUCCCAUAGGCGCCAGCCACCUGCUUCUGACUGGCUGGCCGAGCUAGAGGGACUGGGAGAAGCACCGCUCCCCCCCUCCUCCCCACACCCCUCCACCCCCACCCCUCCC
Messenger RNA from Peromyscus californicus insignis, 3364 nucleotides. RefSeq names its product BCAS3 microtubule associated cell migration factor (gene Bcas3). The record is from RefSeq and is a predicted model, not a curated record. Gene Ontology annotation, molecular function: protein binding. Gene Ontology annotation, biological process: autophagy; response to starvation. Bases 412 to 3264 code for a protein of 950 amino acids. Gene Ontology annotation, cellular component: cytoplasm. Lineage: Eukaryota; Metazoa; Chordata; Mammalia; Rodentia; Cricetidae. The transcript has 26 exons.